CUGUUUAAAAAUAAUAAUGAAUAAGACAACAACUACACAAACACUGUUUGAAUAAACAAACAGGUUUAAAUGAAUAAUCAUGUGAUUAAAUAAAUAAAUAAAGCAUCUAUUAAAUAAGUAAAGAAGUAAUUAUACAAUGUAUUCAAUAUAUGAGAGAGGAAAGGCAGAGAGGCCAUGCAGAUUACCUUGUUUUUCAGAGUUUUCACCCAGUCUAUAACAUUCCAGUGAGAGGUGUCCGCACCAAGGCUCGUAAAUUUGUUUGAAAGAGGAGGAUUGUAACCGGGUGUAUUACAACUUGUUUUGUAGGUGUCGACCUGUAGGUGACAGCGUCUGACAUGUUAAUCGGGUACGAUUUGUUUUAUGUCCAUAGCGUGAAAUUUGAGUGCUACCAGCUCGGUUCAAGACAGCGAAGCUUUGUUUAGGAUUAACAACUGUUCACCACCUGGCAUCAGUAGAUCACAUGAAACAAUGCGUGACGAAUCGACCUGUGCGUUACAAGCAUUCUAUGGGACAAACUCAUCUUUAAUCUCGCUAUAUCUCUCUAACUAAUCAGAAAAACAACUCGUCACUAACAUUCUGAACAUAUCCGUGUUUAAAACGAAAUGCUAAAACAUAUCCGCUUUACUCCUCGUUAUCUGUUUUGUUUAAACGCGUAGCUUGAAAGCAAUGCAUGAUCAAUAGCCCCUCUGUUUGUAUACAAGAUGCCUUUUCCAUAGCGCAAAGGCUCCAUCUUUUGGAUGUGCAAUGUCUUGACUUCAGGCAUUUAGUAAAACCUAUAUAACCAGCUCCUCAAGGUUUUCUGGCUCAUUUCCAAAAGCUUUUAGAGACAGACAGCUCACGAUCGGUCCAAAUCAACCGACAUUUUUUUUCAAGAUGGAUUAUAACGGUAAGUGACUUUUUAUCGUCAGUGCUGUUGAAUGAAUGAAUGAAUGAAUCAUUGAAUACUGACUAUUUAAAUUAUGGAUACGUGACUUGUGAGCUGUCAAAUGAGCAUGCCAUUCUUUUUAAAUAGCCGUAGUCUUGCCAAGAUGCUGUCGAUACCCUAAAAGUGUUUUUAUUUGUAUUAUUAUUAUUUUUUAAUAGAAUAUAAUGAUUAUAACAGUGAUGCCAAUUUUGAUUCUAAUUUAUUGACGCAGAGUGAAGACGUACAAUUCAAUGGACGGUUAGAAUGCGGUAGUUUUUAUUUAUGUGGAUCUAAAACACCCUUAUUCUUUUGAUUAAAAUAUGUGCUUUAAAAUAGUAUUUGAUUUGUCUACGUACGCGAUCAACCAGCCGUUUCAGGCAUCGUAUUAUAGCAAAGUAAUUUGCUAAAAUACAUUAUGCUUGUUACAUCUGCGUAUGAAUCGUAAAUGCUUUGCGUGGUAUUUUUUUUUAAUAGGACUUGUCUCGCAGGUUCAAACAAUUACGAUCAAGACGAAUUUGUCAACAUUGAACAACUACUGAAUACAUCACAGGACGCCGCUUCAAAUCAAGAUUUACAAGGGUCUAUAGAGCGACCGGUAUUUAUUGACCUGACACAUGACGAGGAGGCUGGCUCCAGCAGAGCAUUGUUAGAUCUUACAGCACAUGACGAGGAGGCUGGCUCCAGCAGAGCGGUUCCGGACCCCUCAUUAUUAAUAGAAAGGAGUUGUGAUCUUACCACUGGUGGCGACGCAUGCUGCGUAGUGCCAGAGCCGUCAUUAUUCAUAGAAAGGAGUUGCGGAUCCGGUGACGAUGUGUCUAACUGGACAGAUACACAGCUGAACGUUUGGGAGCGUUCGUCUUGGUCCAGCGGGCGAGAGGAGAGGUCUCCGAUAAGGCGUCAGCAGACACCGUUAGCCGAACAAGAAGACAUCGCCGACGACGAACGAUCAUCAUCGGCGAGGGGUAGACAGACACCGUUUGCUCUUCAAGAUCAAAAUACUGUCUCGCUAGAUCAACUCAACGCUAUCUUAAGAGAGUCUAAUAUUCCUUUACACGAGUCCAUUGACAGACUGUGGGGUUCUGUCGGCGAGAUACAUACGAUUCUUAUGAGAUUGUAUGCUUUUAUCGAAGGUGUUAAUCAUCGCGAUGAAGCAUUGGAGAAUUCUUUCAACCGUUUGCUCGAGUCAUCAAACGAGCAGAUGAGAGAAAGGCGUCUGAUAGUUGAACUCCUCUGUGCUAUAAACGCCGUACUAUUUUCUAGAUAGUCACUAUUUUUAUAUUGACCAGUGAUCGCUAUAAGUUUUUACAUUUAUCUCUAUAUCUUAUAAUCGAUUUUUACAUUUACAAUUUUAUCUCUAUAUCUUAUAAUUGAUAUUCUACAUUUACAAUUUUAUCUCUAUAUCUUACAUUCAAUAUUUUUUAUAUUACCAUUAUAUCUAUAUCUGUUUUAUAUUUUUAUAUCUGUUUUAUAUUUGUCAAUUUUAUAUCUAUUCACCAUUUAUUUUUGUAUUGGCUAUGCAACGUGACAUAAUUCCUCUUUGUUAGUGACGAAACCAUACGGGAGGGAUGGCCGAUGAAAAAUGUUCAGAGGCCGGGGAUAGCUGUCAUCCAGAUCAAACUCUCUCAGACCUGUUACAGGAUGCGCUCGGAAUGCACGCAGAGACCCAUCAUCAUAACGCCGAUAGACUACGACUACUGUUAAAUACACACCCUGUACAUGAGCAAACUUUUAAUAUCGCGCCGCCCCAACAGAUUUCUAAUUUGGAAUAUUUGGAAGCUGCGAUACGUGAAAGUACAGAUUUUAAUCCAUGCAUCAGACUAUGCGAAAUAUUAAAUACGAGGGACACAAACACCGAACAAGCUGGCAGUGGGUUAUCAGAUACAAUCGUCCCGACUACUGACUCGGCUCCCCCUAGAGGUAAUGUCGAUAACGAACGGCCCUCGACUUCCGAUACACAGAGGACUAGCAGCGUCGACCUCGAUGCUUUGAUACGAGAUGGCGGUACCAUAAACGGUUAUCGUGUUUUACAGAGACCUCGUUUCAAUAGCGUGGAAUUGAGAAGACCCAUGAAUCUACGGGAUAUUGGUGCUACAGAUUUGGCGACGUAUCACGUUCGACUGCACGAGACCAUGAACGAAAUCGCGACGUUUGCCAGACAAAUCGGCGGCGAUGGUAGCGUAGUUAGUUUAUCCCUGAGAGGGCCCAGUCUUAAAUCUGACGUUACAGCGAUAUUAUCACCCGGCAAUGAUUACGACGUUAAUGUAUUUACCGAUCAAAUUGAAAAAAAUUUACAGAGCGAUGAUAGGUUAUUGUGUGACGACGCGGUCGAGAUAGGAGCGACCGUGGCUUCGAACAGACAAGGGGGAGGUCGCCAUCGUCGUAAACUCACAGAUUUGUCUCUCGACCCGGUGAUCAAAAGAAAAAAGAUGAGUUUAUUUUGCCCUAUCAAUAUUGCGAAUAAUUUGUGCUUUUCUAUAUGUCUCGCCCAUUUUCUCGACCCUGAAUUACCUGAGAGCGAUCUGGAAAGCCGCGCGGCAGUAAUCCAAAAUGAUGCAGGGUUUACGAUUCAAGACAAGAUCGGUCUUCACGACAUAGCAAAGUUUGAAAGACUGUUUGGCGUCAAAAUAGUCGUUUUUUACAGAACGAACGGCGGAGCGUUAGAAACGUAUGCAAAUCAGAGGGAACCUCAUUCGAAAACAGUAUUCCUCUAUUUACACGAUGAACACUUUUAUAUGAUUCUUAAACUAAAGGCGUUCGUCGGUACCGACUACGCGUGUACGUACUGUUAUAAAGGAUACAACAACGUUAAACAUCAUCACUGUAGCCGUGUCUGUAACGUGUGUUUUGACGUCGACUGUCACAAACACCCUAAAAGAACUGUACACUGUACCAACUGUCUGAGAUUUUGCAAUUCCGACUACUGCUACAAAAUGCACAAGAAGCCCAACCCCGGCGAAGAAAAGGCCCCGUGCGAUAGAAUAAAAUAUUGUCAACUGUGUAACAGACGUUAUGAAAUUUCAGGACAAGGCAUUGGAGCACAACACAAAUGUGCGACCGUCCGGUGCCUACAUUGCGGCGAAGAUCUCGUAGUUACGGGAUCGCAUCGGUGCUUUAUUCAACCCCAUGCUCCCAAGGAUCCUAGCGAGAAGUUUAUUUUCUAUGAUUUUGAAACCCGUUACGAAAAUGAGAAACACGUCGCUAACUUUGUAUGUGCCAUCACCUUUAAAGGAGAGCAAUGUGUGGCAGAAGGUGCCUACUGCGUAGCGUCGCUAAUCAACCAUUUCAGACAACGCCGAUACAAAGGGUACACCUUUAUAGCCCAUUAC
This is a messenger RNA of Triplophysa rosa, 4230 nucleotides long. RefSeq lists its product as uncharacterized. The coding region runs from base 1350 to 2168 and encodes 272 amino acids. The transcript has 5 exons. Lineage: Eukaryota; Metazoa; Chordata; Actinopteri; Cypriniformes; Nemacheilidae. The record is from RefSeq and is a predicted model, not a curated record.